Notechis scutatus (mainland tiger snake) is the source of this 2261-nucleotide messenger RNA. RefSeq names its product ceramide kinase (gene CERK). NCBI's taxonomy places the organism in Eukaryota, Metazoa, Chordata, Lepidosauria, Squamata, Elapidae. The record is from RefSeq and is a predicted model, not a curated record. Gene Ontology annotation, molecular function: ceramide kinase activity. Gene Ontology annotation, biological process: phosphorylation; ceramide metabolic process.
CCGCGGCUUGGCCUCCGCCGCCGCCGCUGCUGAGCGUGCGCAAGUCCUUCUCGCGCAUGCUCCCUGCGCGCGGACCUGCAAAUUCUGAAGGAUAACAGAUUCUGAAACAUCCGACGGGCGGACUUACCCGGCCGCCCUGUGGCGACGGCAACGCUCGCCCAGCCCCGGACUGAGCGCGCCCCCCUCCCCGCCACCGCCACCACAAUCAUGUCGCCUAAGCCAAGGACGCCGGGUCACUGAAGAGCCAUGGGCGAGCGGUCCAUUCCGGCUGGCCGGGGGACCCAGCUCAUCUCCUUGCUGGUGCUGGAGCAGCGCGCCCAGGAGGUCACCUUAGACCGGGAGCUGGGGCUCUUGGCGUGGCGGAGCUUGGAGCCGCAGCCGCGCAGGGGGCGAGAGAACUAUGCUGUGCCCAUUUCUGAAAUCAUUGCUGUUGAAGAGAAAGAAAGGGAGGAGAAACAGUCUCAACCUGGAAGAUGGCAGAAAAUGACAAAGCCUCAUGCAUUCACCGUGUAUUACAUAAAGAGGGCACGGCAUCACCGCUGGCGGUGCAGCGAAGUGACUUUCUGGUGCAUUGACGAACAUCUGUGUAAUCAGUGGAUAUGUACAUUGAAAGAACUACUUGAUUUACAGACCUCCAGACCAAAGCGCUUGCUUGUAUAUAUUAAUCCACACAGUGGAAAAUCACAAGGAAUAAAAAUAUACGAACAAAAAGUGGCUCCGUUGUUUAGUCUGGCUUCCAUCUCUACGGAUGUUAUAGUCACCGAACAUGCCAAUCAUGCUAAGGAUAACUUACUUGAAAUUCAUCUAGAGAAAUACGAUGGUGUUGUUUGUGUUGGUGGGGACGGAAUGUUCAGUGAAGUGAUACAUGGUCUAAUUGGAAGAUCUCAGAAGGAUUCGGGCAUAGAUCAAAAUAAUCCCAAAGCACAAUUAGUCCAGUGCUGUCUCAGGAUUGGCAUAAUUCCUGCUGGUUCGACCGAUUGCAUAUGCUAUGCAACAGUUGGCAUCAAUGAUCCAGUAACAUCUGCAUUACAUAUCAUUGUGGGAGAUAAUCAACCUCUGGACGUUUGUUCAGUACAUCGCAAUAAUACAUUUCUGAAAUAUUGUGUAUCAUUACUGGGAUAUGGUUUUUAUGGAGAUGUAUUAAAAGACAGUGAACAGAAACGCUGGAUGGGCCCUGCCAGAUAUGACUUCUCAGGUUUCAAGACUUUCCUCUCCCAUCAUUGCUAUGAGGGGACAGUGUCUUUCUUACCAGCAGCACAGGCCGUGGGGUCUCCAAGAGAUAAGAAACCCUGCAGAACUGGGUGCGGGAUUUGCAAGAAAAGUAAACUACAGCUGGAGAAAGAUCAGCAGAAGACGGAAAAGGAGAUUAAAAGGGAUGAGGAAGGAGAAUGGAAAGUCAUCCGAGGGAAGUUUCUAGCCAUCAAUGCUGUGAACAUUAGCUGUGCCUGUCCACGGAGUCCUAAAGGCCUUUCACCAGCUGCUCACCUGGCAGAUGGCUCUGCAGACCUCAUUCUAGUUCGUAAAUGUUCCCGGCUAAACUUUCUAAGAUACCUCUUAAGGCAUACAAACCAACAUGAUCAGUUUGAUUUCAGCUUUGUAGAGGUUUAUCGGAUUAAAAAGUUUCGUUUUACAUCAAAGCAUUUUGAUGACGGUGACAAUAAUGACCAGGGUAUGCGGAAAAAACACUUUGGUCAGUUCUGUAGAGACCACCCAGCUUGCUGCUGCCUCCCACCCAGCAGCACCUGGAACUGUGAUGGAGAGACCCUGGAUUGUUCAACUAUUGAAGUCAAAGUUCACUGCCAAUUAAUUAAACUCUUUGCAAGAGGAAUAGAAAAGAAUCACAAACCUGAAUCACCUUACAAGCAACUUACCUGAGCAAUUAAUUAAAGUCAACACUGCAAGAACAUGAAAGAAAAAAAGCAACAUACAGACAAGCAUUUCUGGCAUGUUAAUAAAUGUUUUUAAACUUUAUUUUUCUGGUCAAAUUUUAAUUUUGGAUAUAUUUCUUUUCAGUUAAUGUCUUCAAAGACAGUGGAUUGUUUUAAAUUAUUUUAUGGUAGGACAGGGAAGACGAUUUUUGGCUUGUAUUUCCUUUCUUUUGUUAUGAAUGGAUUCUGUUUUCUCUGCUAUGUUUCUAAGCUGGAUGCUCUUUCUCUUAGUUCAGGAUAAAAAAUCAGAUUAUUAUUGUUAUGGUCCCUCACACAGUUAGCUCGAUGUUCUGACUGGAUUUGCAUUUUUGUCCACCUGUCAACUCUUCCCAA